Molecule: messenger RNA, 1479 nt
Organism: Penicillium bovifimosum
Lineage: Eukaryota; Fungi; Ascomycota; Eurotiomycetes; Eurotiales; Aspergillaceae
Product: telomere maintenance protein PBP2
Exons: 2
Coding region: 1-1479 (492 amino acids)
Biological process (GO): regulation of RNA metabolic process; regulation of gene expression
Cellular component (GO): nucleus; cytoplasm
Molecular function (GO): mRNA binding
Source: RefSeq, a predicted model, not a curated record
AUGUCCGCCUCUCCUUCCAACCUGCAGUCGACGAAGCGUCCUCUCGAGGACCCGUCGUCGCCCUCUGGCCCCACCGAUCAGCCUGAGGCCAAGCGCCCGGCGCUCGACAAAGUAGUGAAGAGCGAGGCCGAGGACGAGACAGACGCACCGAGCAGCCACGUUACUACAACCGAGGAUGCCAAGGAUACCCAGGGAGACACCGUCGUCCCCGAUGCGCCCACCGGCAAGGGUCUCCCUACUGAGACUCAGCCCAUCCAAUCAACGGCUUCCCAGGCAGACCGAGCGGGCUCUGAUCAGCCGCCCCAGGACGAGUCGAGCUGGGUCCAUAUUCGUGCUGUGAUCUCUAGCCCAGAGGCAGCUACCGUCAUCGGAAAGGGAGGUGAGAAUGUGUCCCAAAUUCGCCGUCUGUCCGGCGCCAAGUGCACCGUCAGCGACUAUUCUCGUGGUGCCGUGGAGCGCAUCCUGACCGUCAGCGGUCCCCAGGAUGCUACUGCCAAAGCAUUUGGUUUGAUCAUCCGUACCCUCAACAAUGAAAAUCUCGAGACCCCCUCCACUGCCCAGUCCAAGACGUACCCUCUGCGUUUGCUAAUUCCUCACAUUCUCAUCGGCUCCAUCAUCGGAAAGGGUGGCAGCCGCAUUCGUGAGAUCCAGGAAGCCUCUGGUGCUCGCCUGAACGCCUCGGAUGCCUGUCUUCCUCUUUCCACCGAACGAUCCCUUGUCAUCCUCGGUGUUGCGGAUGCUGUCCAUAUUGCAACCUACUACGUCGCUGUCACCUUGGUUGAGCAACUCUCCGAGCGUUACGGUGGUCCCGCCGCAUCGGCUUAUGCUACUCGCAGCGGUGGACCUGCGGGCGCUGUCCCUGGUGGUAUGCAGGUUGUUCCGUACGUUCCCCAGCCCGCCGGCGGUCAAUACGGCCACCCCGAUACCUUUAAACGCCAUCACCCUCACCCCAACCGGGCUGGAGGUGGCGCCUACGGCGUUCCCUACCUCCACGGCCAGCCUGCCCCUGGCCCUGUCCCCCAAACUCCCAUGCACUUCCCGGGUCCCCAGGCUCCUUACGGCGGCGCAGGUCCUCACCAGCCCACUCCGUUCGUUGGAGCUCCUCAGCAACCCACUCCCGGCCGUGGUCCCCCCACUGCGCCCGCUCCUGUUGCCGGCGCUAUGCCUGGCCAGCCUAUGCCUGGCCAGCCACUGACUCAGCAGAUUUACAUUCCCAAUGACAUGGUUGGCGCCAUCAUCGGCAAGGGUGGUGCCAAGAUCAACGAGAUACGCCAUCUGAGCGGCAGUGUCAUCAAAAUCAAUGAGCCCCAGGAGAGCAGCAACGAGCGUCUGGUUACUAUUACUGGUACCGCCGAGUGCAACCAAAUGGCCCUCUACAUGCUCUAUUCUCGCCUUGGUAUGUUUCUCCCUUCCCCAGAUGUAAUUUCCAAUAGCCAGCUUCUAACGUAUGACACAGAGAGCGAGAAGCACCGAAUCUAA